AUUAAAUAUGCAGGAAAUUGAAGCCAAGAAACAAUUAAAAGCUAGUGAAGGAGCUCAUUUUUUUUACACAUUGAUAUUCCUUUCAGCCUCUGGGAUAAUAGAGACUUAAUUUAUUGAACAAAAAUGCAAUCAAAAUUUGUAAUUAUUUGUCCAUUUGGUAUUCUAUGGAUUAAUUAUCUGGGGUACUUACAUUUUAAUUACAUUAAUACCACGGUAUUUCAAUACAAGCUAAAUUGAAUUAGAUAUAAAAAUGCAGCAAUCAACUUAUUUUUCAAUUUUCUUGAUAUAUGUUUUGGGAUAUACAUAGGAUUAUUAUUGAUUUAUGGAGGACGUAUGUACAUGACAUCUAAUGACUGUUAAUUGGAAGCUCCUGUAUUAUAUUUUUUUUUGGAAACAUUUCUGUUGGUACUAUUUAAUUUCAAAUUUUUAGGUUAACGGCAUCAUAUUUGCGAUAUUGCUUUUGGCAUUUUUGUCAUAUAUCUUAAAACGAUUUUCUAAAUAAUAAUAAGUUUAUGAUGAAGGCAAAAAUGAAUUUUAUGAUGCAUGA
This is a messenger RNA of Paramecium sonneborni, 547 nucleotides long. The record is from the annotation of a GenBank genome assembly. Lineage: Eukaryota; Ciliophora; Oligohymenophorea; Peniculida; Parameciidae.